GGAAAACAUUGAGACUGCAUUUGUCUUUGAUUUUUUUUCAAGCAUUAAAAAAAAUACAUUUAUAUUGAUUUCUAUUGUAUUAAAAUCAAAAAAUAGAAAGUUAAAAAUCUCACAGAGUAAAAGAAGGAUUUUGAAGUUCUCUUAUUGUAUUAGAAGAUCUUUAUUAUCAGAGCACUUAAUUAAUUAUAUCUGAAAUUCGAACAAAGAAUAAAGGACUUAUUUUCCAAGGUUUUCGAGAAUCUCUAGAAAAAUCAUUCUUAGAUAAAAGAGAGAAGGAAUUUUUCCGUCUAUUAAACAUAGGUCUGUUGAUAAGGGAAACUAAGUAAAAAAACAAUGGUACUUCAGCGUGUAACAUUUUCUUCAAAUUUUUUGACUUCAAUUCUUUGCUUAAUUGAAAUCUUUCCUAUUUGUCCAAUGCAUCAAUAAACACAAUUUAUAUAUUUUAUUGUAAAUAAAUUGAAUUAAGCCUUUUGUUUGUUUUAAAGUCCACCAAUAUGAAAUUAAAUUUUUAUCGAAAAAUAAGAUUUCCAUUGAUGUCUAUUUAUAAAUAAUUUUUAAUUCAUCUACGAAGUAAUAAUCUUAUUACUUUCUAUUUGAAUGUAAGCUUCGACAUUGUCCCUCUGAUAAAUGUUUUUUAUCUAAUUUUAUGGCUUAACCAUAUGCUGCAUAUUUCUUUUUGAAAAUUAAAACUGUUUUAUUAGGAAAUGAAUUGAUUUCUUUUUCUAGCAUUAUCAGAUUUUUUCUACAAAUUCAAUUAUUUCGACUUACAUAUAAAUAGCGUAAUUUUGUACUUGAAGUGAAUUUGGCCUACUUUAAGAUGCUUCAAUAGUACUUUUAGUUACUUUAAACCACUUCAAAAUGUCAUAAUAUAAACGUAAUCGCACAUUCAGGAUAUUGUAAUUAUAGAUCAUUUUGUUCCUGUUAAUCACUCGUAUGACAUAAGAAAUUAAAUAUUCAUCAACUUCAGUUAACUAGAUACUCAAUUGACCAGUCAGACUGUGACUGAUGCAUACGUUUGAAACAAAACUCAAUGUAUAUAAGAGAAAGAUCAAUACAGAUUAUUGUGUUAUAGAAAUAGUUAAAUGAUUAAUUUGAAAAAAAAACAAUAUAAUAACAACAUAGACGAUCGUAGAGGAACAUUGUAUUUCAAAUUGAAAAGUAUUUUAAAUUAUUUCUCUAUACUUUUCGACUUGAAAUACGCCAUUUUUUCUUUGAUUUCAAUCUAGAAAUUAAGAUUAAACGAUAGAAUCAGUCUCGUGGAUUCUUUUUGUACAGAUGAACAGUUAAUGUUGAUAUAUCGUUUGACAGAAGUCUUCAAACUUGAUUAUAAAAAUCAAUUUUACUAUGACGGAGUAGUGGCAAUUUUUGUCCCAUUUUCAUAUUGUAAUUGUGCGUGCUGUGAAUCAAUGACGUUUGACGAAGAGAUCUAUAUUUUUGAAAAGCAGAAAUUUCUCUAAAACUGUGAAAAUGAUAAAAUAAAAAAGACUAAUUGUUUACACAAGUUCAAUAUCUGCAUGAUUAAUUAUUAAAAAUAUUUUUCUUUUUGUUUCAGGUGAAAGGUAUUUAUCUUGAUCGUGAUAUUCUAUUGGAAGAAUUAUCAUCUGAUGUGAAAAUGUAUACAAAUAUUGGUGAUCUUCUUCCAAUAUCGAUUUAUAAUCGACGUGAUAUUAUUCAAAAUAAUAAUUCAUCAAAUGAUCAUUUACGUUUUCUUUUUUAUCAAUUAUUUAUUCAUGAAUAUUGUUUAAAAUCCUUUUCAUUAAAUAAAACAAAUCUUGUUGAAUUAAUUGAAAAUUAUUAUUAUUUAAAUCGACAUGAAUUAAAUCAAAUAAAUGAAUUUGAUAAAGAAUAUAAUUCAACAAAA
Messenger RNA from Rotaria sp. Silwood2, 1861 nucleotides. Lineage: Eukaryota; Metazoa; Rotifera; Eurotatoria; Philodinida; Philodinidae. The record is from the annotation of a GenBank genome assembly.